ACUUGGAUCCUGUGCGAGAGCAGAGGACCAGCAGCUUCAGUGAGGAGAGAAAAUAUAAUAUUACAAUUAAAUCUAAAGAUAUUUUAACACGAAGGUUCGUCUCUGUGAGGUAAUGGGCAGGACUCUGUAGAUCAGUUUCAACCACGAGAAGAAUGAUGAAGAAGGAUAUUAACUUCGACUCAGACCUCAAGCCUCAUCUCCGCGACGCCGAGAGCAUCCUCAGCUCCCCGGACCUGGGGCUCCUCAAGCUGGCCUCACCGGAGCUGGAGAGGCUCAUCAUCCAGUCCAACGGCAUGGUCACCACAACCCCAACCAGCGCCCAGUUUCUGUUCCCCAAGACGGUCACGGACGAGCAGGAGUUCGCGGAGGGCUUCGUGAAGGCGCUGGAGGAUUUACACAAGCAGAACCAGCUGACCGGAGCCGAGCAGACCGGCAGCAGCCUGGAGCUCAGCGCCAACAUCGCCCCGGUGUCCGUGCAGCCGGAUCCCCUGGUGUAUACAAACCUGAACAGCUACGGCAGCGGGCCAUUGGGAACCACUGUCAACUACGCCACGGACACGGUCCCUUUCCCGCCUCCUCCGACGCUUCAUUUCGGGGGAACCCCUCCGGAGCUCUCGCGGGUCCAACCAGCGAAGGAGGAGCCUCAGACGGUCCCGGACGUGCAGAGCUUCGGGGACAGCCCGCCACUGUCUCCCAUAGACAUGGAGUCACAGGAGCACAUGAAAGCCGAGAGGAAGAGGCUCAGGAACCGGAUAGCGGCGUCCAAGUGUCGGAUGCGCAAACUGGAGCGGAUCUCCAGACUGGAGGACAAGGUCAAAACGCUGAAAAACCAAAACACCGAUCUGGCCUCGACGGCGAGUCUGCUGAGGGAGCAAGUGGCCCAGCUGAAACAGAAAGUCCUCACUCAUGUCAGCAGCGGCUGUCAGCUGCUGCCACAUGAAGUUCAGGUGCACUAGUCGGACAGACAGACGGCUGCUGAUCAGCACAUAAGCUCGUCGGACUCUAAUGUUGUUUCUUCUGUAUGAAUGAAGCCCAGAUGUGUGCCGUCAUUGUGAAUGAGGCCAAACUGUACAUUAAUAAUCGACUGUGGCUGUUAACAUAACGUGUACAACAUGAUUUAAGACCUAUUUUUUUGGUGAUAACACUCAUUCUAAACUGUGUAUUCUCUGUUAGUUGGAUUUUAUUUGGUGUUAAAAUGCACAGAAUAGAUCCAAUUUGCUCGCCACCCGGUGGAGACAUUACCGACACUCAAAUCAGUAAUAAUCCAUGAAUAUUUAAAUAAACAAAAGUCUAUUUGUUUAUUUAUAGUAAUGCUGAAAUGAAGAGUGUUUGCCUUUAAUUAGAUGUAUGUGUCAAAUCAUGUUUUACCACGUAUGUGUGUUUACCAGUUAACCAGGCAGUGUUAAACUGGUGGAUUUCGCAAUGGAUUUUGGUAAUGGGCUUUCCUCAGUAGACAAUGAGGCACUUACUGGGACUAUAUGCUCAACAGGCAGCACAUAUCUAAUGUUUUUUGUUGUUUUUUUCCCGGUAAAAAUGUUUACAGACUGUGUCUAAAACCUGGACCAAACAGAUUUUUAAUAUUUCUACAGUAAUAUGCACAUAUGACACAGAUAAUAUAUGAGUGAUUUGCUCUAAGGGAAAUGCAUAUAUAUACCCACAUUUGAUAUGUAACAGAUAAUCUACAUAAUCUAUUUAACAUAUAUUUCAUUUCUGUUGUUAACAAUUUGCAUGUUGUUGACAAACUCGAAUGUUGCCCACAGCUGGGUGUCAGGGUGCAGUUUAUCAGUGUUCAUUAUGUUUACCCUUUACAAACACAUGAAUUCAUUGAUUUUAUUUUAUUAUUUUUUACUCUACUGUGUCCCUCUUCAGUGUGUUCUUGUUUUUAAUGUGAAGAGUCAUUUUGGUUGCACUGACUGUUGCUGUCACCUCGAGCCUACAGUUAUUUGGCUAAAACAUAAUGCCGCUGUGUUCUGAAUUAAAUGCUGCUCGGCAAUAAACACUGUUUCCUCUA
This is a messenger RNA of Scomber scombrus (Atlantic mackerel), 2011 nucleotides long. RefSeq names its product transcription factor JunD-like. Gene Ontology annotation, cellular component: transcription regulator complex. Bases 153 to 956 code for a protein of 267 amino acids. Gene Ontology annotation, biological process: regulation of cell population proliferation; regulation of transcription by RNA polymerase II; regulation of cell cycle. The transcript has a single exon. The record is from RefSeq and is a predicted model, not a curated record. Gene Ontology annotation, molecular function: transcription factor binding; DNA-binding transcription factor activity, RNA polymerase II-specific; RNA polymerase II cis-regulatory region sequence-specific DNA binding. Lineage: Eukaryota; Metazoa; Chordata; Actinopteri; Scombriformes; Scombridae.